This is a messenger RNA of Blepharisma stoltei, 1284 nucleotides long. Lineage: Eukaryota; Ciliophora; Heterotrichea; Heterotrichida; Blepharismidae. The record is from the annotation of a GenBank genome assembly.
AUGAAUUUUUCAAGGCUUUUCAGCACCCUCCCGAGCUCUCUCUUAUCAUUUCAGUCUCUCCCAAUCCAAUCCUUUGUCCAGUCAAUUCCACCUUUGAGCAUUCCAACAUCUGAAGCACUUUUGCCUCACUACAACUUAGUCAAGUCAAUCCAGGACAACCCAUCAGACUUAGCAAGCCAAAUAAGGAAGCUGCCUAGGUUUGAUCCAUCCUUAAUAAUAGACGAUAAUGAUCAAAUUGAGCUCGCAACUCUACUUCAUGCGUAUCUUGCUUCAGCUUAUUAUUGGCAUUCAAGCACUCCUUCUCAGAGAAUUCCAUCAAAUAUUUCAGUUCCUUUUUGCAGGUUAAGCAAUCAUUUAGAUCGUGCCCCUAUGAUUUCAAUUGUUUCCACGAAUUUCCAAAACUGGAAGUUGAAAGAUGAAUCGAAGGAAUUCCACCCAGAUAAUAUUGAUAGCUUGUUUACUUUCUCAGGGACUGAUGACGAGACCUUCUUUUACCACUGUGGGACUUAUAUUGAGUACUUGGGCAAUGCAAUAAUUGAAACAAUUCCGACAUUUUAUAAUGGAAUCCAAACCAAAAAUGAGGAAGACGUCAAAAAUUCACUAAAAAUUUUUGUUGAUACAUUAAAAGAUAUGAAAAAGGCUUUGUCAUUGGUCUUUCAAAGGGUAGAUCCAAAUGUAUUUUAUUUUGGCUUCAGAAGAUACUUACUCUAAUCCCCAAUCGCAAUUUUCUAAAAUUUUGGGAAAUUACCGCAAUUCCUUAUUGAAUAGCCUCAAGUAUUAGUAUAGGGUAAUUAAAAUUCUUUUCUUCUUCUUAUUAAAUAAUGGCGGGCGGUUCAAUCAAUGAAGGAGUUAGGGUCUUUUGACGGUGUAAUAUAUGAAGGAGUUUCUGAGACUCCUCUAAAGCUAAUGGGGUCAACUGCAGCCCAAAGCCCCUUGGUUCGGCUUAUCGAUGCAAUUUUUACUUUGAAUUCUAAUGAUACAUUUUUAUCAGGGAUUUUCCCAUAUAUGAAAAAAGAGCAUAGAGACUUUAUCGCUUUCGUUGAAAAAAGCAGGCCAAAAGAUAUCAGGAAAACUGUCGUUGAUUUGGAUGCAGUUGACGAAUGGAAUUCAGUGAUAGAAGAAUUUGCUAAUUUUAGAAAAACGCAUUGCAAACUUGCUUAUCAAUAUAUUAUCAAGCCAAGUCAAGGAGGCAGCACUAAGGGAACUGGUGGGUCUUCUAUUGAGUCGUUUUUAAAUAGCUUGAUUGAAAAUACAAGAAAGCUGAUGAUAACAACUUAUUAUUAA